CUACAUCGGAUACAUAAGAAAUCGCAGUCACUUAUGAUAUAAUUUCUUAUAAUGGCAUAAUCAUUUACAUUAUCAUCGCAUGUAUAUAUUGAAUAAAAAUAGCAAUCAUGACUAAGUGAUGUCUCAACAAAUAAUGAAAAUUCGCGUUUCACAUUAAAUAGUGGAGCUUGCAAUUUAGAACAUUUGUCAUAGUUUGAAUAUAGAUAAAUCUACAUAAAAGCUUACGAACUGAUUCAAAAAUCAUAACUAAAAAAGUUAGGGAUGUUGGUAAUUGUGGAAAAGAGGGGAAUCGUUCGGCUGGAAAACUCUUUUUCUAGUUUUACUUUAAUUAUUGUUGGCAUCCCUAAGGUACGGUAGUCGCAUUUUGAUCAUAGAUUGACUCGAAAGUUUUGCGCAACGAAAGCAUUUGCUCAUUCUCUUGUGUCACUGUUGAAUGCCACGAGAGGAUUGCGUGACGGAAGCAUUUGCUCAUUUCCUUGUGGCACUGUUGAAUGCUACGAGAGGAUUGCGUGACGGAAGCAUUAGCGAUACAGAUGCCCUUAUGACACAGCAGAUAUCAGAAUGCCGAAAAAAUUCGGACCAAGAUUUCGUAAGCCAUUUUACUAGAAUUACGUAGUUCUUUUCACUAGAAAGUGGGCUCAUUUGAGUUUAUUUGAGUCGACAAACUCUGCUUCGAAUUAUUUGUAUCCAAGCGGCGUUGUUGUUCAACUAUGGGGAGUCAACAGUCUGUUGCCAGCGUAGAGAGUUCUGCUGGUGGUGGAAUGUUUACCCGAAUUCCUCUUGCAGACGGUCUAAAAUUAGAACACAGAGACACUAAAGGCCUGAAGAAUUUUGAAGAGGGAAAGGCAUUCGAAAUCCUCGCGCAAAAAGCAAAGAUAAUGGAGGAGAAGGAGGCUAAGAGGUUUAUGUUUAGGCCUGGUGGUGCGUCGGAGCUUCCGGAAAGACUGAAUGUAGGCGAUCGGGUAGCCACUCUCGGCUCCCAAGACCCCAUCAUUGUCACCAAUGAUGUUGGGAUCUUCUCCGCAAUUGUGACGGCGUACAAUAUGCAUUGGAAUCUGAGGACCUCCCCUGAGGACUGGUGGUUUACAGUGAUAAAAAAAGUUGCCAAUGCCAUCGAUGAUAACUCUAAGAAUCAAGCGGUCCGUGAUAUGUUUGUUAGUCACGAAGGCAAGAAGACUUUAGAAGUCUCAGUCCCGACUCUAAGUAUCUAUGGCAUCGAUUAUGAUUGGUUCUUUGGCGAAAUGUCUAAGCUAAUAGACGAAAAUAUAAAAGUCCCUGGCUAUGUGGACACCAUGACCGCUGAUUUCUCUUCCACAACAAAGGUCCAGAGAAUCGUAUCCCAAGUGACCCUGAUGUCCUCUGUGCAAGAGUUCUUCGAGUUCAAAUGCGUGACAAGAUGCGGUAUACCUGCCAUCGAGAUGCUCGGGACCGAGGAGGAUUGGGCGAGACUGCUCACCAAGGCCAAAGAGCUACGGAGGCAGCUAGACCCGAUAGAAGAAGUGCUGCAGCUGAAGAACUGGUGGGGCACUGUUGAGGCAAUUUUUGAGAAAUUACUGGCCACGUACAAAGGGUAUCCAGACAAGAAAUGGUGGAGCCAUAUCCUGAGCUGGAAGAAGGCUUAUCGAUCUGGACAAACUACAGGGUGGGAAGGCUGGCUCAUGGACUUCCUGGUCAAACCAGGGAGCUGUUUGAUGGAGUCAUCCCUUCCUGGGGGUCUGGUGACAGUACCACUCAUCUUCACCGCGCCUGGUGGUGAGGAAGACACGGCAGCACUGGUUGCAGGCAUGUUGGGGUUCACUGUCCACCAGGAAGUCCAGGCAGACAGACCUUCUAUCCAGUCAUUCCAGGGCUGGUCACUGCUUCUCCCAGAGAACUCUCCUUUCCGCAAAUCAUGAAUCUGUUACUUGCUUGCAUUUACUAGGCAAGUUAAUUAAGCUGUUUUGUGACAGCCUCAAUGACAGAGGGCUACGGGAUUCAAAAUAGUGCAUUAGCACGAGUAUUAUAGUAAUGACAUUUGUAAAAAAAAAUUAUGAGGAUGAGGAUGGUAAAGUUGCUGCCCCCCUGGAAAAAAAUUCUCUGGAUUCUCAAGAUUUCUAGGAUAUAAACAAAAUUUGUAAAUGAUAUUUUAGAAUAAACAAAUGGUAGCAUAUUAUUAAAGUGAAUAAAAAAACAAUUAUCGACAUUAAGACAGUUUUCAAUGUCCCGAAAAAAUAGGCGAGACUACACUAAUACUGCUGUAUGUAGUUUAUGAAUCACAGGCGGCCCAGUAUGUUAGCUCGUCAGUUUAUAAGGGCCAAUCCGCACUAGUAAUUUUAGCUGUUUGUACAGGGAUAGUUGUUGACAGGACCUUUCAGGUUAUGACCAAAGACAAGUGCGGACACGAAUAGACAGUGGACAAAAAUUUGUCCUCGGCGGGCAGAAGAUCAAAGGAUGCGACGGCCUGCAGGCUGAGCUGGCCGUUUCGAAACAAAAACAAAACUUUGUUUAUCCUUGUCAAUCAGGCCGUUGCGAAGUGAAAUAUUAUCGCAGGCAAACUAUAGAAUCGUACUAGUUGCAGCCUGCUCGACAAUGGACAGCAAUAGAUCCCAGACAGAUAUUUUAUAUUACACGGUUGUUAUUGUAAUCAGCGGGUAUGUCCAAGGUCUUAUAGCCAGUGUAAAACUAUACGCUGCUAAACAAACAGCAUCUGC
Molecule: messenger RNA, 2690 nt
Organism: Nematostella vectensis (starlet sea anemone)
Lineage: Eukaryota; Metazoa; Cnidaria; Anthozoa; Actiniaria; Edwardsiidae
Exons: 1
Coding region: 711-1895 (394 amino acids)
Source: RefSeq, a predicted model, not a curated record